Crotalus tigris (Tiger rattlesnake) is the source of this 2328-nucleotide messenger RNA. RefSeq names its product forkhead box D3 (gene FOXD3). Bases 291 to 1601 code for a protein of 436 amino acids. NCBI's taxonomy places the organism in Eukaryota, Metazoa, Chordata, Lepidosauria, Squamata, Viperidae. Gene Ontology annotation, molecular function: RNA polymerase II cis-regulatory region sequence-specific DNA binding; DNA-binding transcription factor activity, RNA polymerase II-specific. The record is from RefSeq and is a predicted model, not a curated record. Gene Ontology annotation, biological process: regulation of transcription by RNA polymerase II; cell differentiation; anatomical structure morphogenesis. The transcript has a single exon.
UGCUGACACCGCUACCUGUUGGAGAUUGGCGUCCAAGUGUUCUCAGGAGCCCCCGUCUUCCUUCCUUCCUUCCUUCCUUCCUUCCUUCCUUCCUUCCUUCCUUCCUUCCUUCCUUCCUUCCUUCCUUCCUUCCUUCCUUCCUUCCUUCCCGUCCCCUCCCGACAGGAGCACUUGUCGCGCCUUCUCCUCUCCCAACUCUCUUCUUCCGGCUGUUCCCGAUUAUCGCCGCGGCAAUUAAUUGACACCCACCCACCCACCAUCCCCUCCCGCUUUCCCUUUCCUCAGCUGGGAUGACUCUGUCGGGCAACCUGAGCGCCAGCGACAUGUCCGGCCAGACGGUGCUGGCGGCGGAAGAUGUGGACAUCGACGUGGUGGGCGAGGGGGACGACUGCCUGGAGGAGCGGGACAGCGGGGGCGGCGGCGGCGGCGACCUGGAGGCCGGCGGCAGCCCCGGCGGUGCUUUGGGUAGGCUGCCCGCCACGCUGGCCUUAGACGAGGCGGCCGAGCUGCUGAUGGCCAAAGAGUCGGCGGAGAUGAGCUCGGGCAGCAGCAGCAACGGCGGCGGCGGCGGCGGGAGCCCCGUCGAGGAGAAGGGAGGCGAGGAAGGCUCGGCGCCGUCCGCGGCGGCGGCGGCGUCGAGCGCUGCUGCGGCUGCUGCCUCCAGCGGCGGCAAGCCCAAGAGCAGCCUGGUGAAGCCGCCCUACUCCUACAUCGCGCUGAUCACCAUGGCCAUCCUGCAGAGCCCGCAGAAGAAGCUGACGCUGAGCGGCAUCUGCGAGUUCAUCAGCAACCGCUUCCCUUACUACCGGGAGAAGUUCCCGGCCUGGCAGAACUCCAUCCGCCACAACCUCUCGCUCAACGACUGCUUCGUCAAGAUCCCCCGCGAGCCGGGCAACCCGGGCAAGGGCAACUACUGGACGCUGGACCCGCAGUCCGAGGACAUGUUCGACAACGGCUCCUUCCUGCGCCGCCGCAAGCGCUUCAAGCGGCACCAGCAGGAGCAGCUCCGCGAGCAGACGGCGCUCAUGAUGCACAGCUUCGGCGCCUACAGCCUGGCCGCCGCCGCCGCCGCGGCCGCCGCCUCCUCCUCGGGGCCCUACGGCCGCGCCUACGGCCUGCCCCACGGCGCCUACCCGCACCCGGCCGCCCUGCAGUACCCCUACAUCCCCCCCGUCGGCCCCAUGCUGCCGCCCGCCGUGCCGCUCCUGCCCUCGGGCGAGCUGAGCCGGAAAGCCUUCAACGCCCAGCUCAGCCCCAGCCUGCAGCUGCAGCUCAGCAGCCUCGGCGCGGGCGCCGCGGCCGGCGGGGUCAAAGCCGAGCCCAGCGGCCGGCCUUCCUUCAGCAUCGAGAAUAUCAUCGGGGCGGGCGGCGGCGGCGGCGGGCCGGCCGCCAGCUCCUCUUCGGCCGUCAGCGCCCAGACGUUCCUCCGGCCGCCCGUCACCGCGCAGUCGGGCUUGCUGGCCCACCAGCAGCUCUCGCUGGCCAGGAGCACGGCGGCCAUCGCGCCCAUCCUCAGCGUGCCUACAAACCUCCUCUCCGGACAGUUCCUGCAGCCCGCCGCCUCGGCCGGCGCGGUCCAGGCCAAGUGGCCGGCGCAGUAGCUCGGCCGGCGGGCGAGCCAGCGCGGGACCCGCUCUCCCUCCCGCACUCCCUUCCUUCCUUCCUUCCUUCCCUCCUUUCCUCUCUUCGCCUUUGGCGCCGAUUCUGCGGAGAACCGAGCGGGUUCGCGGCCGCCUCCCGGUUCGCCACAGAGACUCCGUUCUCGCCACGGCCCUCUGCGGACUCGAUCGGCUCCGGCUGCUGCAUCUCUUGCCUUAGUCCGUGGCCUUCGCGGGGUAAAACCGGAGGCCUCGGCCAGCGCCUAGGAAAGGAGGGUUCUGACGCCGCAGGUAAAGCUGACCACGCAACCCGCGGCGACCUAUUUCUUCAAUAUUUGUAGUGGGGAGGGCGAGGAGGCGAUGACGGACUUUCCUUUGCGGUUAUUAUUAUUUUUUUUAAUGGUCCGUAUUUGGCAAAAAAUAAAAAUUUCAAAAGCGAAGGGAAAAAAAAAUUCAGAGAAAAAAAAAAGGAAAACGGAAAGUUGAGAACGCUCGAGCUAAGAGUCCCGAACUUUCACUUUUGUUGAAGGUUCUUAUUUUUUCCUCCGAUGAUUUUCUUUGAAAUAAAUCCAAAUUUGCAGCCAACGAUAAGGGAAGUCGUUUUAAUUAUGAAAGAACUGAGCAGAAAAAAAGGGGGAGAAAUACCCCCGUAAUUCUAUUAUAAAAGUCUGUUUAUAUAUGAAUGAAUAUAUGUAUUCUAAAUGUUAUUCCUUUGUGUUGUACACAGCUU